AUGUGUCCUACCAGAGACAUGUUUUCUGCUAUACUCUCCGUUAUACGUACAGCGAUGCGACCAUUCCAAGGGAAGACGUUGGCCAUUGGGACGACAAUGCGAAGUGAUUUCAAUGCGGUUAUGUCAUUCAGCAAAUUUUCAUUUGCGUCUUUCUUUUCUCAAUAUGAUCCACGGGAAUUGUACCGUACUAUCAAAGAUUUCUUAUCGGAUUUGUUUAACCAACUUCAAAUAGAGAAAGUUGAACUACUGAAACUGAAACAUCGGCAAACAUUUAUUCGUUUACGUCGUGAAUAUAUUGAUUUGAUAAACAGCGCACGUUCGUUUUGUGAAACGUCUGUUCCACUCAUUGAACCUUUAGUUGAAAAACUAGAAGAAAUUCAUUCCACUGAUACCGAAGAACAUCGAUGUAUCGAUAUUUCGUCAUUAAUGAAAAUGGCAGAGAAAUUGAAUCCAGGUGACAUAUUAAAAAAAUGUGAAGAACUUGAACGUGGUAUUAUUACAUUUAACGAUGGUCGACGAUGA
Molecule: messenger RNA, 522 nt
Organism: Didymodactylos carnosus
Lineage: Eukaryota; Metazoa; Rotifera; Eurotatoria; Philodinida; Philodinidae
Source: the annotation of a GenBank genome assembly